AGUGUUUGCUAGCACAUGAAGCUGGCAGGGUAUGAGAUGGAAGAGAGUAUUCAGAGAGAGACCUCUGGAGGACUGAGAGACCUGCUACUGGCCGUGGUGAAGUGUGCUCGGAGCGUCCCAGGCUACUUUGCAGAGACUCUGUACUAUUCGAUGUCGGGUGCAGGAACUGACGACCAGACCUUAAUCAGAGUGAUGGUGAGUCGUAGUGAGGUGGACAUGUUGGAUAUCAGAGCUGAUUACAGACGCCUCUUCACCAAGUCUCUGCACUCUGCUAUACAGGGAGAUACCUCUGGUGACUACCGUAAGGCCCUCCUCUUGCUCUGUGGCGGCAAUGACGCUUAACCGUGGCGAUGAUCCCUGAAGGAGCGAUACCUGUAGAGAGAACCUCCGCUCUGACUGGCCCCUCUAGCUGUCAAUCACUCUCUGAGUCCUGUGUAACCCAAUAGGAGAGCUCUGCUGGCCACGGUGCAGCACUGUGAUAGGUUAAAUCCUGUGUGUAUCUGUAGCUAACAUCCUUAAAGCUUUACUCUGAUUCAUAUCUACAUCACUAAAGUCAUAUUAAUGCUGACAGUCAUGUUUUACUGUCAGUUAUAUAACAACUAAAGACUGGUCAUGUUUUACUAUCAGUUAUAUAACAACUAAAGACUGGUCAUGUUUUACUAUCAGUUAUAUAACAACUAAAGACUGGUCAUGUUUUACUAUCAGUUAUAUAACAACUAAAGACUGGUCAUGUUUUACUAUCAGUUAUAUAACAACUAAAGACUGUUUUCAUAUUUUUACUGAUUGUAAGACAAGACUGAAGACAUAAUAAACAUUUUGACUGCA
Messenger RNA from Oncorhynchus nerka (sockeye salmon), 825 nucleotides. Its product is annotated as annexin A5-like. NCBI's taxonomy places the organism in Eukaryota, Metazoa, Chordata, Actinopteri, Salmoniformes, Salmonidae. The transcript has 5 exons. Gene Ontology annotation, cellular component: cytoplasm; sarcolemma. Bases 16 to 342 code for a protein of 108 amino acids. Gene Ontology annotation, molecular function: calcium-dependent phospholipid binding; calcium ion binding. The record is from RefSeq and is a predicted model, not a curated record.